GGCAGGUGCCGCGCCUAAUCCGUGCAAUCCCAGUCCCCUGAACCGGCGCUGCCCUCGCGCCUCUUUCUUUCUCUGUAGAGAGAGAGAAUCAGAAGUUCCGGAGAAAUGGAAAUCGGUGCAAUGAGGAGUUUGAAUGUGAAUAGGGUAUUUCCAUUUUCCAGUCCAUCGGACUUGCACACUUCAUUUGCCACUGCACAUGCCCUCCCCGCUUUCCCAUUUUGCCGUUGCCGGUUUCCAUAUUCCCCAAAGAACCCCUACAUUACACACGCCAAGAAGUGGAAUUCGCAACUCGAGCCAGUUCUGAAAGGAACUGCCACUGAAGAAGAAGAAGAAGACGAAGAAGAAGUUAAUGAGUUCGGAAAUGGGACAUUCAUGGAUGAUGAUGGUGAUUAUAUUGAGGAUGACUUUGAGGUGGAGGAUACAGAACUCUCUGUUGGAGACGGAAGUGGAAGGGGCGGGAUUCUGCUUGCUGGUACAUGGUGGGACACAAAAGCACUAGCUAUUGCUGAAGAGGUUUCUAAGUCAUUAGACGGUGACUUCAAAAUAUAUGCUUUUAAGACAUCUGCAUGUUUCACUAUUCGAGUACGCAUUGAGAAGCUUUCCAAUAAGUAUGGCUCUCCCAGUAUGAUUGAUAUUGAAGUUUUCUCAUCUGCCUAUCGAGCGCGUUUGGCUGAAGCAGAGCUGGCUGGAGCUAUACCAAAUAACAUUUCGUUGGAAGUAUCUUCUCCUGGCAUUGAAAGGCUCAUCCAAAUUCCCCAAGAGCUUGAUCGGUUCAAGGACUUGCCAAUGUAUGUGAAGUAUGUCACUGAGGUGGUUGCAAACGGGCCAUCACAGGAAAGCGAUGGUGUUUUCAAGCUUGUUUCGUUUGAUUUGGAUUCAAGACACUGCACUUGGAGUUUAGCAGAUGUGCGGAUAAACAGAGAACAGGCAGGGAAAGGAAGGCCACUGAGCAAAAAGCAAAGAGAAUGGCAGUUGCAGACCCCUUUCGAUUCCUUGCGCCUAGUUCGAUUGUAUUCUGAAUUUUGAUUUAUGCUACCCCUUUGACUGUAUCCACUAAAAUUGUAAUUUUAGCUUAUUUUCAUGAGCUGUUACCAGUGUUGGAUGAUGAAAGGAAAGCUAUACAAAAUCUGUAUGUAUGGCAAUGUUGAAGGGGCUAACUGUAUAAUACGCAUGAUUGGUGCAUCACAGAGUGGUUCUUGGGAUCU
Molecule: messenger RNA, 1205 nt
Organism: Magnolia sinica
Lineage: Eukaryota; Viridiplantae; Streptophyta; Magnoliopsida; Magnoliales; Magnoliaceae
Exons: 5
Coding region: 106-1026 (306 amino acids)
Source: RefSeq, a predicted model, not a curated record